AUGAGCUUCAGCAGCGAUGAGGUCAACUUUCUGGUCUACCGUUACCUGCAGGAAUCAGGUUUCCUCCAUUCUGCAUACACGUUCGGCAUCGAAAGCCACAUCAGUCAGUCAAACAUCAACGGGGCAUUAGUGCCGCCAGCGGCUCUUCUCAGCAUCAUUCAGAAGGGAUUACAGUACACGGAGUCCGAGAUAAGCAUUGGCGAGGACGGGUCAGAGCGAACCAUGGAGUCGCUGUCUCUGAUAGACGCCGUCAUGCCGGACGUAGUCGAGUCCCGGAAACAGGCGUUCACCAAGAGCAGCCAGGUCAAGGCCGAGCCAAGUAAUACAAACGGUGACGGGGGAGCACACGCGGCUGAUAACCACACCGAGUCGAUGGAAGUUGACGGGGCUGUCGACAUUCCCAGCAACAAGGCAACAGUUCUGCGCGGGCAUGAGUCUGAAGUGUUCAUCUGUGCCUGGAACCCGACCAACGACCUGCUGGCUUCAGG
Messenger RNA from Candidula unifasciata, 488 nucleotides. Lineage: Eukaryota; Metazoa; Mollusca; Gastropoda; Stylommatophora; Geomitridae. The record is from the annotation of a GenBank genome assembly.